Pseudocercospora fijiensis CIRAD86 is the source of this 435-nucleotide messenger RNA. RefSeq lists its product as uncharacterized. The coding region runs from base 1 to 435 and encodes 144 amino acids. The record is from RefSeq and is a predicted model, not a curated record. NCBI's taxonomy places the organism in Eukaryota, Fungi, Ascomycota, Dothideomycetes, Mycosphaerellales, Mycosphaerellaceae. The transcript is spliced from 2 exons.
AUGCAUUGCAGCACACUCCUCAACAUCGCGCUCACGCUGGCGUGCGCGCAAGCAACGCUCGACCCAUGCACAUCCAAUUCAAAGGGCAAAAAGCCAAAGAACAUACGUUGCUCCGCUGCCAAGACCUCAAGCGGUAUCCAAGCUGCCGAAUGCGCAUAUAACACUCGCACCUCCGACCCACAGACCUUUGCAGUCUUCGAAAUCGACCACAGCAAGGAUGGCAACCAUGGUGCUCCUUAUGGAACUUGUUCGGCAUACACUUGCACUGUUCCUACCAGUUUUGAAUCUGAUGGCGACUAUUGGACUUUCUUCUGGGAUGGUAGUGGUGAUAGUUCUGGUGUGGGGGCUGGUUGUAUCAGGGAUCCGCAGACGGGAGAGUGUGGGUGUGAGAAUAGUGAUGGGGAGUUUAUCGCUGGGAGCGAUAGCUGUACUUGA